Diabrotica balteata is the source of this 675-nucleotide messenger RNA. The record is from the annotation of a GenBank genome assembly. Lineage: Eukaryota; Metazoa; Arthropoda; Insecta; Coleoptera; Chrysomelidae.
CCGACGUACUACGUAGGCAGUUGACAGUAUAUGAACUUUAAAUUAACGUUAGUAAUAUAGCAAUUUGUGUAAAUUAACAAUAUCUAGUUUAACUCUGUAACAUGCAACCGAUAUUUGAAAUUUAAAGUAAGCCUAUAUUUAGUCGAGCGUUAAUAAAAAAUAUAUUCAAUCUUUAUUUAUGAUUUUAUAGCGUAAUAAAAUAGUGAGUAGUAUUUUUAAAAAUGAACAGUGUUUUGAUAUUUUUUACUUAUAUACCUCUGAUAGUGUCACAAAGUUGUAGAGAAUAUGGUAUGACGUGUUCAGACGACAACUCAUGCUGUGGAGGAUGUUGCAUAUCUGGUAUCUGCAAGGAUACUUACUCAGAUUGCCGUGUAUUGUCGAAUCAGUGUAUAGAUUUCUACUGUCCGCCGAAUGAAGAAUGCUACAUUUAUCAACCAGAAGACUGUAAGGGAUGUGCUUCAUUUCCAAUUUGUAUAAAUUCACCACCAGCACCUCUGGAAAUAUUAUUACCAAAUUAUAUUCCCACUACUGCCACUUCAGGUUAUAGGUACUCGUAUAAGAAAAGUAUAUCCAUGUUGAUUGUAGGUUUAGCGUUGAUGAGUAAAAUAUUUUAAAUACAUUCUUUAACUACGUUGUUUUAAUUUCCUAUAAUGCAAAAAAUAGAAAAAUAUAUAA